Sesamum indicum (sesame) is the source of this 2110-nucleotide messenger RNA. Its product is annotated as pyridoxine/pyridoxamine 5'-phosphate oxidase 1, chloroplastic. Lineage: Eukaryota; Viridiplantae; Streptophyta; Magnoliopsida; Lamiales; Pedaliaceae. The record is from RefSeq and is a predicted model, not a curated record. Gene Ontology annotation, molecular function: pyridoxamine phosphate oxidase activity; FMN binding. Gene Ontology annotation, biological process: pyridoxine biosynthetic process.
AAAAUGGUACAGCCAUUGCUGCGCAAAAUCAAGACCAUGAAAUGUCUCCUCACCCAAUUCUCACUCUUUUCUCCCCACAAAUCUCCCAAUUUUGAUUGUCAUAAUCGAAUUCUCAACCCCUGUUUUCUUCUGCUUCCUCCUCCUUCUCCUUUGUGGAUUCAGGGUUCUUGGGGUUCGAAUUCGAGUAUCAGUCGACGUGGAUAUUGUUCGGGCUUGGUUACUGGAGCGGGAGCAAUGGCGUCCGCGAAAAUUGUGAGUGACCCAGAGUGUAUAUCCUACUUAAAUCAGCGGGAAGCUGCGGAGAUUGAUGAAAUUCUCAUGGGCCCACUUGGGUUCAGCGUUGAUCAGUUGAUGGAAUUGGCUGGGUUGAGUGUGGCUACUUCAAUUGCUGAGGUGUAUAAGCCAGAUGAACGUAAACGUAUUCUUGCAAUAUGUGGCCCUGGGAAUAAUGGUGGUGAUGGACUUGUAGCUGCCCGUCAUUUGCAUCAUUUUGGGUAUAAACCAUUUAUUUGUUAUCCAAAACGUACUGCAAAGGCCCUUUACAAUGGACUGGUCACGCAGUUAGAGUCACUGUCCAUUCCUUUCCUGUCAGUGGAAGAUUUGCCUAUGGAUUUGUCGACAAGCUUUGACAUUGUAGUGGAUGCAAUAUUUGGGUUCUCAUUUCAUGGCAGCCCGAGGCCUCCUUUUGAUGAUUUGAUAAGAAGGUUGGUAGCUUUAGGGACUCCCAACCAAAAGAAUGAGAAAUCACCUGUCAUAGUCUCUGUAGAUAUUCCAUCUGGAUGGCACGUUGAAGAAGGUGAUGUCAGUGGCGAAGGCAUUAAACCUGACAUGCUUGUUUCCUUAACUGCUCCUAAGUUAUGUGCCAAAAGAUUUUCUGGCCCACACCACUUUCUUGGAGGCAGGUUUGUUCCCCCUUCCGUUGCAGAAAAAUUCAAGCUUGACCUUCCAGCAUAUCCUGGAACUUCUAUGUGUGUCCGAAUUGGAAAACCUCCACGAGUUGACAUAUCAACUCUCAGAGAGAACUAUAUUUCUCCUGAGUUCUCUGAAGACCAAGCUGAAGCUAAUCCCUUCGAUCAGUUCCAGAAAUGGUUUGAUGAUGCCAUGGCUUCAGGCUUGAAGGAACCAAAUGCUAUGGCCCUUUCUACAACUGGAAAGGAUGGGAAACCCUCGUCAAGAAUGGUAUUGCUGAAAGGACUUGACAAAGAUGGUUUUGUCUGGUACACAAAUUAUGAAAGUCGAAAGGCCCAUCAAAUAUCAGAAAAUCCUCGAGCUGCUCUCCUAUUUUACUGGGAUGCUUUGAAUCGUCAGGUGAGAGUUGAAGGGUCUGUGCAAAAGGUCUCCGAUGAAGAAUCUGAGCAGUACUUCCACAGCCGUCCCAGAGGAAGCCAAAUUGGAGCCAUAGUUAGCAAGCAGAGCACUGUAAUCCCUGGAAGGCAGUUUCUUCACCAAGAGCAGGAAAAACUGGAGGCUCAGUACUCUGAUGGAAGCCCCAUUCCGAAACCCAAGUAUUGGGGAGGAUACAGACUCAAACCUGAGCUCUUUGAGUUUUGGCAAGGACAACCAUCUCGCUUGCAUGAUAGGUUGCGUUACACUCCAGCCGAUAUUGAUGGAAAAAGAGUAUGGAAAAUUGACAGAUUGUCCCCAUGACUAGUAUUUGUGGCAUCCUCAUUAUGACAUCACAGUUCUAUUUCUGGUUUAUACGUUUAUUGGUUCUCUCGUUCACUUGUUUGGUAAAACGAGUUACAUCCCUUGUGAACAUAAGCUACAUGGAUAACACCACCGGGGCAAUUCGUUACAACCAAUUUCUUGUUUUAAUUCUUUCCUCGUUCGACAAUGAAAGCGGACUGUGAUAUAACUCCUUUGGUGCAACAAAUGUAUGCCAGUUGCAAAUUGCAACCUCCUGAUUACACAGCUCUUUGCCUAAGAAAUAAGAUUUGCGGUGUUUUUGGGAAUGGAAUGUUCUUAAAUGAUUGAACUAUGUAUACUGAAAGGUGUUUGAAGAUUGAGGAUGCUGCCAUCGCUAAAAACCUUCAUCUAUUUUAAGGAUAAUUAUAUUGCUCUAUUUUUAAGUUUGAUGUAAUUACAUAUAGGUUUUCUGUGAUUUGAGAAA